GGCCUUCCCAGGCAUGGCCACCCGGACGGGGGCCUGGGCUGCGGUCGCCGGCGCCGCCGUUGUCGCUGUGCUGUCGGCCGCGCUCGCGCUGUACGGGUCGCCGCUGGACGCAGGGCACUUGAGGGAGUGAUCGUUCUCUGAUGUUCUCGUAUUGACCAGUCACGUUAUACUAGUUUUGAAAAGAGCAUUUUCGCUGCAUAACGCGCACUCAGUGAGGGGCAUGGAAGACGCGUUACAGCUGGUGAGAAACGUCGUCCCUCCUCUCACCGCCAAGAAGCACAAGGGGCAGGACGGAAGGGUCGGCGUGGUCGGGGGCUGCCGAGAGUACACGGGGGCCCCCUACUUCGCAGCGAUCUCAGCUCUCAAAGUGGGCGCAGACUUGUCCCACGUGUUCUGCACCCAGGAGGCCGCGCCCGUGAUCAAGGCGUAUAGCCCAGAGCUGAUUGUCCACCCAGUCCUGGACAGCCCUGAUGCCGUUCAUGACGUGGAAAAGUGGCUGCCCCGACUGCACGCCCUGGUCGUGGGCCCUGGCUUAGGCAGAGACGACGUUCUUCUCAGCAACGUCAAGGACAUUUUGGAAGCAUCCAAGGCCAGAGGCAUCCCCGUCGUUAUCGACGCGGACGGGCUGUGGUUGAUUGCCCAGCAGCCGGCCCUCAUCCGGGGCUACCAGAAGGCGGUGCUCACCCCCAACCACGUGGAGUUCAGCAGACUCUCCGAGGCUGUGCUGGGAGACCCAUUGGACGGCCAGGACCGCCGUGGAGCCGUGCUGAGACUCAGCCAGGCCCUGGGGAACGUUACCGUGGUCCAGAAAGGGGAGCGGGAUGUGAUCUCUGAUGGCGAGCAGGUGCUGGAGUGUAGCCAGGAGGGCAGUGGCCGCAGGUGCGGGGGGCAGGGGGACCUCCUGUCCGGCUCCCUGGGUGUCCUGGUGCACUGGGCCCUCCAGGCCGGCCCCGAGAGAACAGACGGUUUCAGCCCUCUCCUGGUGGCUGCCUUCGGCGCGUGCGCCCUGACGAGGCAGUGCAGCCACCAAGCCUUCCAGAAGCACGGCCGCUCCACCACCACUACGGACAUGAUCGCCGAGGUCGGGCCCGCAUUCAGCAGGCUCUUUGAAACCUGAGCGGGCGCGGCCGGAGGAGCGGGCGCUGUGAUGGGGAGACCCGAGCUCCGCAUCCAGUCUGUCCGGGCCCCCGGGAGCCUCGUGAGUCCCAGCGACAUGGUCCACGCAGAGAAUGUCAGAACUGGGAAUGCAACGCUUUCCUGCUAAACUAGAGUGUACCUAGAGAUGUCAUGAAACGUGUUCCUGGGCUUCUCUUAGCUUCUCAGUGACAUCACGGAAAAGCGCAUGUGAGAACGAGCCGGCUCUCAGCAGCCCGGCUGCGGCGGCGGCCGGUUUGCUGCGCCCCCGCGCCAUUCCCUCCUCUCCACCCUCGGCCUCCUGCUGCUCCUGGUUACACAGGCGGUUCCCUCCUCAGACAUUCCUCAUGGCAGGGGGGGUCCCGUCAGUGGUUUUCAAAUGUCUCCGUGCAGAGUAAUGUUUCUUUUUCAAACUGAGGCCCCCAAAGGAUGUGGCCUUCAUUUGAACAGUGCUUAGGCUGGAGACACCUGGGGAAGCACUAAGCAUUCGCGGUCCUGGUUAACUGGCGGGAGUGUUUCAGAAAACGCAGUGAUCUCUCAGAGCCUGGAAGUCCUUCCGGAGGCACCUGGGGAAGCCACAGAAGGAGACGGGCACAGGUGAGGAUGCUUGCCUCUCCUCGCGUCGGCACAGAGUCGGCUGGCAGCUGGCGGCCCCUGCACAGCCCCACGAGUGGGAGGGGCGUCCGGGGCUUUGGGUGCUGGUCUGGUGGGAGACGGCACUGGGGGUGGGGGCUGAGCACUGUCCUCACGCCUGCUGACAGAGGACAGCGGCCCCUCUGCUUCAAGAGUGGACGUGGCCUUGAGAAUGUUCAGCUUCCAUUAAAGACGUUCUCUCUGAAACUGCAGUAAAUGAGGCUCGAUGGUGAAUUGUCGGCAUUGGGUCAGCUUGCGGGUGGUCGUCUGUGUGGGCAGGUCAGUGACUCAUUUUCUAUCGCAUUUCUCCCUGGCGUUGGUUCCAGCAGUGCAUCUGAAUGUCCUUUCAUCUGCUUGGUGAUGCCUUCCCCAGGGCAGGGCCUGUCCACGUCUGUAAACCUGUCUUCAGUUCAUGCUCUGUGGUCAGACACCUCUCCCCAGGCAGAUCUUUCUUUAAGCAGCUGUGAACUUGCGAGAUUCCUUUAAAAAUGUUUGCCACUGUGGUUUCACGUCUGACUGUGAAGCAGCUUCCCCGUCUCUGUGGGAACUUCUCCAGAAAGCCUGAGUGGCUGGCUUCUCCUUUGGGGAUUUACACCUCAGUCGUGGUUUGUGUUAAAAGCAGAUCUGGUUUAUCUCA
Vicugna pacos (alpaca) is the source of this 2404-nucleotide messenger RNA. The record is from RefSeq and is a predicted model, not a curated record. NCBI's taxonomy places the organism in Eukaryota, Metazoa, Chordata, Mammalia, Artiodactyla, Camelidae.